AUGGUUGAUAUCCCCCAGCUCUGCUACACCACUCCAAGUGACGAAGUCCCAGAUACUAACAGUUCCAUUGUCGACAGUUUGUCAUUGCUACAAGCGUCACGCUAUAAUGACAUAAACAAGAAGCCACAAGAGGAGGUCCUCAUUCCAGUGCAGAUCACAAAUCGAAUCUUCUUCCUUGAUCUAGCCAAUAAAAAACAGACUGCCAUCCCAUUGCAAGUUUUUGAACUGGAAGACAUGGAGGAAUUGCAUCUGGAAAGAAAUAUGAUUGAGACUGUUCCAGGAAGCAUCUGCCGGCUUCAAAACUUGAAAGUUCUUUAUAUGAAUAAGAACAACAUCAGAGAGAUCUGUGAGGAGCUUGGAGAGCUGAAAUCCCUCCAGAGCUUGGAUUUAAGCAGUAAUCCACUCUCUCCCAAUUCCCUGGAUAUCCUUAGUCAGUUGAGGGCUCUCCGUCGGCUCCGGUUAUAUGAUGUACACCUGCAUGAGUUCCCAGUGGAAAUCUGCAAACACCUGCACCACUUGGAGCUGCUUGGACUCUCCUCAAAUAAUUUGAAUCACCUUCCCAAGGAAAUAAUCAAUCUGACCAAACUUAAAGAGAUUUACUUACAAAGCAACAGAUUUGAAGAUUUCCCUCCAGAACUUUGUCAUCUUUAUAAUCUAGAAAUAAUAGAUCUGGAAAACAACAGCCUGAGUGCCAUUCCAGAUGAAAUUGUCUCUCUGGAAAAUUUAGCCCAGUUCUUUCUUGCGUUCAACAGUCUGACGGCUGUGCCGGAUGCCCUGAGCCAGUGCUUGAAAAUGGUGAUGCUGGAUUUGUCCCAUAACCGCCUGUACAAGCUCCCUCGAAGUUUAAAGCAGCUGACAGAAAUGAAAGAAUUUGGGCUAUCUGGGAACCACCUGGCUGCGUUUCCACGUCAGAUCCGCCGCUGGAGGUCACUCAUGGUAGUCUACAUGAAGAACUGUGCCAUUCAGAUGGUACACCCAUCAUUUGCCAAGCUAACAGCUAUGAGGAUACUUGACUUAAGUCAAAAUCUCCUGGAGGAGUUCCCAAGAGAGAUUUGCGCAAUGGAAAACUUGGAAGUGUUGUCAUUAGAUGACAAUACGAUCUGUGAGUUACCUCCAACAGUGGCCAGGCUUUCUCAGUUGAAGUGUCUCAGCCUGACUGGUAACAAAUUCUUCUCAUUUCCUGAGGAAAUCUUUCUUCUCCAGUCAUUAGAGAAAUUGUACAUGGGGCAAGACCUUGGGACCAAGUUUACAGAAUUACCCACUGACAUCUGCAAGUUACAGAACCUGAAAGAGCUGUACCUUGAGAACAAUGAACUGGAGUAUCUCCCAUCAAACAUAGGCCUGUUGAGUAACUUGGAAAUACUGGACUGUCGUGACAACUUUCUGAUUGAGCUGCCUGACUCCAUAUGCCAAAUACAAGGUUUGCAAAAAAUACUGCUUGAGAGGAAUCAGCUAUUUCAAAUCCCGGAGAACUUGGAUAGCCUAGCGAAACUGCAGGUCGUUACACUGUAUGGAAACCCGAUGAUGGAUCCCCCCGUGGAAGUGUUCACUCAGGGGAUAGAGGCGAUAUUUAAGUAUUUGCAGGAGGAAAGGAAACACAAGGCCAUGGCAAUCAAGGUUCAGGCUUGUUGGCGUGGCUUCAUGGUGCGCAAAGGGAUUGGCGUUUUUGCUGAAGUCUUGAAAAUGAUAAGGAAAGUCAAAAAAGAAAAGGAGAAGAAAGGCAAGGGAAAAGGGAAAGAAAAAGGCAAAGGGAAAGACAAGGGAAAGGGGAAAAAGAAAUGA
Messenger RNA from Heteronotia binoei (common prickly gecko), 1782 nucleotides. RefSeq names its product leucine rich repeats and IQ motif containing 4 (gene LRRIQ4). The coding region runs from base 1 to 1782 and encodes 593 amino acids. The transcript has 5 exons. Gene Ontology annotation, molecular function: protein binding. NCBI's taxonomy places the organism in Eukaryota, Metazoa, Chordata, Lepidosauria, Squamata, Gekkonidae. The record is from RefSeq and is a predicted model, not a curated record.